UGAGAUUGCCACCAUGAGGGUCACUCAUCCUCCGGUAGCCGUCGCAUUCGCCGCCACACCGGAAGAAGACGUCUUCGACUCUUUACGAACUGCUGCCACACAUCUAACUGUUGGUGUAGCAGGUCUCCGGAAGAAGGCCACAGGAGUCAGGCCAUGGCUCCUCCUCGAUUCCACCGGCGAGGCCCAAGUUAUCGAGGCCGGUAAACACGCUAUCAUGCGCCGGACGGGGCUACCUGCUCGUGAUCUCCGCAUCUUGGAUCCGAUUCUAUCAUAUCCCUCUACCGUCCUUGGCAGAGAACGGGCCAUCGUCAUCAAUCUUGAGCAUAUCAAGGCCAUAAUUACGGCACAAGAGGUGUUGCUGCUUAAUUCAAAAGAUCCUUCUGUUACUCCCUUCGUUGAUGAACUUCAACGCCGUAUCUUGCGUCAUCAUCACGCCACUUCUCAGGAGGGAAUGAUAGAUGCUCAUACUGACUGGACACAUUUGUACGAUUUGGGAGAGCCACGGUCAAGAGAGGCCAGCCCUCCAAGAGUAGAUGCGAGCAUCCCAGAGGGAGGUCAGGAGGUUAAAGCUGAUGGAAAACAUUCUUUUGAUAAGCGAGAAGGACCAAAGCUUCUUCCAUUUGAGUUCAUUGCACUGGAGGCAUGCCUGGAGGCAGCUUGUAGUUCCUUGGAUAAUGAGGCACGGACAUUGGAACAAGAAGCACAUCCAGCACUGGAUAAGUUGACCUCAAAGAUCAGUACUCUCAAUUUGGAACGUGUCCGCCAAAUUAAAAGUCGGUUGGUUGCUAUUACAGGACGUGUUCAAAAGGUCAGGGAUGAAUUAGAACAUUUGUUAGAUGAUGACGAAGAUAUGGCUGAAAUGUAUCUGACAGACAAGCUGGAGCAACAACUAGACAAUUCCUCUUCAUCUUCUUCGUUUGUUAACGAGGAAGAUGAAGAGAUUCUUCAAACAGAAACUGAUGAUAGGAACAUAAAUGAAGGCGACAUCGAGCAGAUGGAUAACCAGCAGCAGGCUGAACAGCUAUUCCGAGCUAAUACACUUGGGAGAGACAGCCGUGGGACUCGAACCAGCACGACUAGAAGUGGUAACAGCAAGCACCUUGAUGUUGAGGAACUAGAAAUGCUUUUGGAAGCGUACUUUGUUCAGAUUGAUGGCACUCUGAAUAAACUAUCCACGCUGAGGGAGUAUGUGGAUGAUACAGAGGAUUACAUCAACAUAAUGCUGGAUGACAAGCAGAAUCACCUUCUGCAAAUGGGUGUUAUGUUGACGACGGCAACUCUGGUGGUGAGCGCAUUCGUGGUGGUUGCCGGAGUGUUUGGAAUGAAUAUUAAUAUCGAGCUGUUUCUAGGUGACACGGAGCCGGAGAAGGAAGUCGGUAUGCGUAAAUUUCUGUGGACGGUUGGUGGUGGUACUACUGGCAGCAUCUUCCUAUAUGUUAUCGCUAUUGCUUGGUGCAAGAAACAAAGGCUUCUCGAGUAGUUUAUUUAGUAGUGAGAUCCAUCAGCAUCAAUUUUUUUUUAUAUAUAAAAAUAAUCUAUUAUACAUUAUUAUUAUUAUUAACAUAACUGACUUGGUUUUUUUGGAUAGAAUAAAUUAGGAGGUUGCAAGUUACUUUAUGUUAAUAAAUUGGUGUUGUCUGGUAG
Molecule: messenger RNA, 1644 nt
Organism: Cynara cardunculus var. scolymus (artichoke)
Lineage: Eukaryota; Viridiplantae; Streptophyta; Magnoliopsida; Asterales; Asteraceae
Product: magnesium transporter MRS2-3
Exons: 6
Coding region: 14-1480 (488 amino acids)
Biological process (GO): magnesium ion transport
Molecular function (GO): magnesium ion transmembrane transporter activity
Source: RefSeq, a predicted model, not a curated record